Molecule: messenger RNA, 1056 nt
Organism: Trichoderma gamsii
Lineage: Eukaryota; Fungi; Ascomycota; Sordariomycetes; Hypocreales; Hypocreaceae
Exons: 1
Coding region: 1-1056 (351 amino acids)
Source: RefSeq, a predicted model, not a curated record
AUGGCCAUACGAUUCGCGGUCUCUUUACUCGCUCUCUGUGGCACUUCCAUAGCUACAGCGCCAUCUCUUGACUCGGUCCGCACUCUCUAUGAGUUCCCUAAAAACUCGUAUAUUGAGAAUAUAGGUGUGCGAAGCAAUGGCCAGAUUCUCAUGACGGAUCUAAGCAAAUCGGAGCUUUUUCUCUUUGAUCCUUCAGUGGCCGGACCAAACACACCUAUCCUCCUCCAUGAUUUUGAUGAAUCUCUUGGGUUGGCGGGCAUUGCAGAGUACCAGCCUGAUGUAUUUGCUGUCAUCUCCGGCAAUUACUCAUUCACAAGCACAGUUCAAGUCGUCGGCACUUGGAAGGUUUGGAGCGUUGAUCUGCGAGGUGUUAAAAUUACCACUGAAAAUGGCCAAGCAAAACUCUCCGCGCCGCCUGUGGUGAAGAAGAUUGCACACGUCAAACCGGCUCAUUUUCUCAACGGCUUGACAGUGCUAUCCGAACGCGACCAAACACUUCUUAUAAGCGAUGUCAAUGGAGGCCUUAUCUGGAGUCUGGACAUCAAGACUGGAAAUUACGAGGUCGCUAUUAACAAUACUUUCACUGCGCUUUACUCGUCGCCUCCAUUUUCAGCCUCUGGUGUCGAUGGUGUCCAUGUCCGCGGCGAUUUCGCUUACUUUACAAAUUUUGGAAAUGGUACUUUUAACAAGGUGCUUAUCAACGAGAAUGGAACGCCCGCAGGACCCGUCACCACAAUUGCAAAUACCAAGGGGCCACUGGACCAAUAUGAUGAUUUUACCUUUGAUUGCGACGGCAAUGCAUUUGUGGUCACAGGAGGUGGAAACACCAUUGAGAUGAUUUCGGCUGACGGCAAAACUCAAGUUUAUAUCGCUGGUAACCUUAAUUCUACUGCCAUUGCAGAGCCAACGUCUUGUGCGUUUGGCAGAGGCCCACAUGACAAGCAUGUCCUCUAUGUUGUCACUGCUGGUGGGAUGGAAACCCCGGUGAAUGGAAAUACCGUCAUUGGUGGACAGCUCGUUGCAGUCAAAACGAAUUCUAAGGGGUCUGCCUGCUGA